This is a messenger RNA of Planococcus citri (citrus mealybug), 1110 nucleotides long. Its product is annotated as STING ER exit protein. The record is from RefSeq and is a predicted model, not a curated record. Lineage: Eukaryota; Metazoa; Arthropoda; Insecta; Hemiptera; Pseudococcidae. The transcript is spliced from 4 exons. Gene Ontology annotation, biological process: endoplasmic reticulum membrane organization; endoplasmic reticulum to Golgi vesicle-mediated transport. The coding region runs from base 190 to 852 and encodes 220 amino acids.
UCGCUUAUCAUGAGUUGACUAUCAUUAUCAACAAUAAUAAUUUUUUUUGCAGAAAACUUGGCCAGAUUUCUUUGAACCUUUGGACUUUGAAGUUUCUGAAAUAACAUUGUGAAACGAAAUAUAACACUAAACCAGUUGGAGUACAGUUUAAAUUUUGGCUGAGAUUAUCAUCAAGUUCAUCCAGCGAAGAUGCCAAAGGUAGUAUCUCGCAGUAUAGUUUGUUCGGAUACGAAAGAUCAAGAAGAAUACAAUGAAGAGAAACCGCUUCACAUUUAUUACUGUUUAUGCGGUCAAAUGACGCUGAUUUUAGACUGUGCCCUAGAGAGGUUACCUCUUCGUAAAAGAGACAGCGCUAGAGUUAUCGAUGGCUCCAAACAUGCCCAUAAAAUCGCCAGUGAACCCGAUGAAACUGUUUACAUCAGAAGACCGGAAGGCAUCGAAAAGCAAAACCGACUCAAAUGCAAAAAAUGCGGAUUGUUUCUUUACUACAAGCACGAAUCUAAAACCAAUGUUCAUUUCGUUGUGGAUGGAGCAUUAAUUAAGAACGUCGGUGAAACGCCCAAAAUGGAUAUUUAUAAUCAAGUGGCUGUUGAAAAACCAAAGAAAAUCAUGGUAACGAAACAUACGAAGAAUAUGGGUAAAUUCAGCUCGGUAACCGUAUCCACUAUAGAUGAAGAAGAGGAUGAAAUAGAAGCUAGAGAAAUUGCGGAUUCCUACGCUAACAAUGCGAGAAUCAUUGAAAAACAAUUAGAACGGAAAGGUAUGAGUAAAAGAAAGGCCGAUCCAAGCGACUACACUCACGAAUUGGAAAUUAAACCGAAAGUAACCCGGGGAACUUUGAUUGAUAAAUAAAUGUCUUUUACUGAAUGCCGCGUGGAAAACGAUUGGGACCUGGGAGAAUUAUCCGAUGGAAGAAUCUCUCGAAAAAUGAUGCGUUACGAAGUUGAUAGUUAUAAAGGUUAUUCAUUUUGAGUAAUGAAUUGUGUGAUAUUCAAGAUUCGGAGCAAAAAUUCAUUGUAAAAAAUUGUAAAUGACUAUUGACGAUGUCAAGUUAUCGUCUCUACCAAAACAUUUUAUGAUAUUAAAUACAUUUUUCUGAAGAAAGAAUAA